CUCAAACCAGUUCCAUUGUUUACAUUUCAUGCACUAUUUUACAAUCGUACUGAAUUCAAAACCAUUCUUGCCAAAGACCAGCGUUUUUCUGGUUCUCUUUGGCAAAUCGAACUCAGUGUUGAAGUUGAAAUUUGAACAACAAAAUGGAUGUGUCUAGACGAGCAAGUCAUUCUGGUAGUUGGUACACCGAUCACACCCAAGAACUUAAUAAACAACUGAGCGAUUGGCUAGGAGCAGCAGAUUUAUCUCAUGGACCUGCAAGAGCAAUUAUAUCGCCUCAUGCUGGUUACAGUUAUUGCGGUGCUUGUGCAGCAUUUGCCUAUCGACAAAUCAGUCCCAUUGUUGUUCGAAAGAUAUUCAUUUUAGGUCCUUCUCACCAUGUCAGAUUGGCCGGUUGUGCUUUAACCACUGCUUCUAUUUAUAAAACACCCUUGUAUAAUCUAAAAAUUGAUAAACAAGUUAUCAAAGACUUAAUGGAUACUGGUUAUUUUGAAUGGAUGAGUAUGGAAACAGAUGAAGAUGAACAUAGCAUUGAGAUGCAACUACCCUACAUAGCUAAAGUCAUGGAGGACUAUAAAGAUGCAUUUACUGUUGUACCAAUUUUGGUUGGAUCACUUACCCCCGAUAAAGAAGCUAUGUAUGGAAAACUUUUAGCUCCAUACUUAGAAGAUCCAUCUACUUUAUUCGUCAUAUCUUCUGAUUUUUGUCACUGGGGCCAGCGUUUCCGUUAUACUUAUUAUGACAAAUCAUGUGGUGCUAUUCACAAAUCUAUAAAAAAUCUUGACAAGAUGGGAAUGGAUUUGAUUGAAAACUUGACUCCUUCUGCAUUUACUGAUUACCUAAAAAAAUAUGGUAACACUAUUUGUGGAAGACAUCCAAUAAGUGUUUUGUUGCAGAUGAUCAAGAGUUUAAAAGAAAGAGAUAGCAAUCAGCGAAUGAACUUAAAAUUCUUAAAAUAUGCACAAAGUAGUCAAUGCAAUAAUAUAAAUGAUAGUUCUGUCAGUUACGCAAGUGCUUCAUUGGUUAUUGAGUGACAAUAAAAUUUCCACUUGUAAUUUCACCCAUUUAAAUUAACCAUUGUAAGCAUUCACUUUUCAAAUUUGAUGUACAACAAAAUUUAUAAAAAGGAACUAUAUAAGUUUCUUUGCUAUUUUUUUGUAUUUGAGAUUUCAAAGAUGUUUUUGAUGCUUAUUGUAUAUUAAUGAUAUAUGAACAUAAUUUAUUUAUUAUGUGCAAUGUUGUUUAAAAAAACCUCAUUCAUGCAGUAAUUGCAAGUAAUGUCUCAUUUGCCUUUUACUAUUAAAAAUUUCAGUAGCUGUUGUUGAGUUACAAUUUAACAUUUUUUUUUUAUAUUUUAAUAUGGUUCAUGUAAUUUUCUAAACCAUCUAAUAAAAUAUAUUAUAUUAUAUAGCAUAAAUGUAACUGAAAGUAGACUGAUAUUUGUCUGUCCAUUAUAAAUAAUGGUAAAUGACUGACGAGGUAAGCAUUUAAUGUUUUUGUAAGAUGCUAGAAAUACUUGUAUCACGUUUGUAAACAAUAAAUUUAACUUCAGAAAAUAAAAUAAAACUUGCUUGA
Trichogramma pretiosum is the source of this 1575-nucleotide messenger RNA. RefSeq names its product protein MEMO1. The transcript has 9 exons. NCBI's taxonomy places the organism in Eukaryota, Metazoa, Arthropoda, Insecta, Hymenoptera, Trichogrammatidae. The record is from RefSeq and is a predicted model, not a curated record. Bases 144 to 1034 code for a protein of 296 amino acids.